AUGGAGGAUCGAGAAGAAGCCAACCCUCAUCACAAUCUUCAACCAGUGUAUCCGGUCUACCAGCUGGGCACUGAUCAUAUGGGACAACAAGUUUUCUAUGGAGUUCAACUCGGCAAUGAACAAAUGUUUGCUUCCGGAGAAAUUUAUCAGGUAAUUUUUUUGUUUUGUGGUUGAAUUUUAGGUUGUCAGAGGUCUGAUGGGACUGAGUUAUUGUCAGGUUGUUGUAAUCAGGUUUUUUUGCACAGAGUGAAGCGCUUUUGAAAGUGUAAGGCGCUUUUUUUGGGGUUCGCACGGUGCGGAAUUCAGGAAAUUGUCGUUCUGCACCGUGCAGAUGUGAAUUUUGGAGAUGUUAUGGUACAGGAAUUUGCAGCAAAGUCUCUCUUUUAUGGUGUAAAAACAUUUUUUGAAUUUUGCACAGUGUAACAAUCAAAUCCAUUUUGUUCGCACUGUGCAGACAGAAAUUUUUGAAAUUCGGACUGUAAUAGUCUGAAGGUGGAUUUUCAAGAAUGAAAUUGUAAUUUUCAGAACGCCGGCAACUUCCAGCAGAUCCAGCCCCAAUUUUAUAGCCCGGCUUCGGCUCCGGACGGCACUCAAUUCGUCCAACAGCCUCAUUUUGUGAAUCAAAUUUCACCCCAAGUCCAGCAGGGACAGGAACAACAGCUGAUGAACAUGUAUGGAAUGCAAAAUCAGUUCCGUCAGAGACAAUUUUAUCAGCCACAACAGAUGCAGGGGCAGGUUAAUUACGCCCAACCGGUGUAUAGCCAAGUUGUGGAAAAUAGCGGAAGUGGUAAGGGGAAUUUUUAUUUAUUUAUUUUUUUGUUUUUAGAGACUUGUAAGGAAUGUAGAUGAAAGAUAGAACUGUAAUUCACGUUGAGCUGGCUGAAAUUUUACUUGAAUUAAACUUUUUUUGGAAUUUCGCACUGUGCGAAAUAUGAUUUUAGCCAAAAUUGAUGGCUUUUGAACUGGAAAAGUUCUAAAAUCAGUUUUGAAAUAUUUUCUAGGAUCGUAUCAUGAUAUCAUAAUGCUUUACUGAACUUAUAUUUACCAUUGUAUACCAAAAAUUUACAUUGCUUUUCAUUGCACUGUGCAAUAUCCUGUUUAAGAAGUUUUUGGUCAUUGCACUGUGCAAGACUCAAUGAAUCUUUGAGUAAAUUCGAGGAUUUCAGAGCCAAGAUCAGUCUCAGCACUGUUCGACAACUCUUCGGAGAAUUACACUGCCAAUUGGGUCUCCUCGACCUCUUCAAUUCCACCAGAGCAAAAGGUUCCGCCCGAAGGAAACGAGGACAUUGAAUCCAACGAUUUCGGUGGUACUUGGGUAAGAAAAUGAAAUUUUUUGUUAUUCACAUGACUCUAUGAGGUGCUUGGUAGAUUUUGAGCGGGAUUUCUCUUAAUGCCUGAGGCAAUUUUUGGGAUUUUUGCUCAUUUUUUGACGGAAUUUUUUGCUAAAAUUUUGUUAAAUUUUUUUGAUCAAUUUUAAAAUUUUUUGCUUCAGAUAGUAUUCUCAGAUAGUAUGUAUUGUCUAAGUGAACUUUUUUACCACCAGAAAUUCCAGAAAAGUUUGCUUUUUUCGAAUUGUUUUUCCCAUUUUUAGCCCCCAACAAGAUCUCAUCGCCAACCAAUCCCAAGACCAUACGAGCAGACGGAUGGCAUGAUGGCGGGUACUUCGGCAACGUCUGGAGGCUUUAUCGCCUCCUCGCCGCCAAUUCAGAAUCAUGGAGCACAGAAAUUGGAGGUUCAAGUUGGUCAGAUCAGCCUGAAUGAACAGCCAAGAACGGUAGGAUUUUUGAGGUUUUUGGUGGUUAAAGAUGGUUGUGAUAGUCAUAUAAUGAUGUAGUAGUGUAUAUGAGCUCUGUUGAGGCCAGUUUGAUCAAGGUAUUGGGUUAUUUUUGGUAGUUUUUGGCAAAUUUUUGCAGUUUUUAUAUUGCACUUGAUGACAAAUUGAAUUUUUGUUUGAUUUUCAAUAUUAAAUUUGCUUGAAAUGGCAUUAGUUGAAGAAUAAGACAUUCUGUGAUUUUUAAAAUGAAAAGCUGACAUCUAAAAAAUUUUUAUUCGUGAUUUAUAUUACACUUGACAAUAAUAUAAAAAAUUUUAUUUUUAGCUAAAAUUUUCAAUAUGAAACUAACUUAAUUAGAUGUAAAAGCGAAGAAAAAUUGAUCAUUUACUAUUUAAAGUCAGUUCAUGGUAUCUUAUGUUGUUUUAAACAUCAAUUUCUAUCAAUUUUUCUUAAUGUUGUAUCAAGUUCAAUAUAGAAAAAGAGACCGCUCUGGACUGUAAAAAGUCUCUCCGGAAAACCGGAAAAACUUUUGUUCAUCAAUUCCCCUUUCCAGAAUUCCCCAAUGUCCCUAUUGUUUUGACUCGCCGCAAAAAUUGUUUUCAGAUCAAGAUUAGAUUCGAAUUUUUGAGAUUAUAACACAACUUUGGGGACAAAAAGAGCAGGAACGUCCAGUAGAAUGUUUGAAAAGUAAUUUGGGAGGUUGUAAAAUACGUCAGAAUAACUCGGAGUACUUUAAAAAAGAUUUUUUGGGUCCCGCCACGAAAACUUGAACUUCUCGGAAAAGGCCUAGAAAUGGUUUGAAAUGGCAAAAUCCGGCUUGGAAAAGGGUCUAAAUAACUCUGAUUACCUUCGAUCCCUUUUCUUGUCUAUAGAAAAACGAGAUUUCAAAAAUGUUUUUGAGUUUUGUUAUUGUUUUCACCAAAAUAGCUGUUGCAUAAACCACUUUUUUUCUGCGGGUUCACAGAGGGUUGAAUAGCGAAAAAUAAGGUGGGUUGUAGACUUUGAAGUUGUUUUUCUCCCGUUCUCUUUUUGUGUUAUCCAUGGAGAAGGUGGUGAAUUGGAGAUUUCAGGGGAAGAGAUGGCGUUGAUGUAAUAAUAAGAGGGUGGAAGAUGUUGGGUAUAAUUUCUAAUGCUUUGGGAGAUUUGAAGUUGAUUUUUUUUGGUAAAAUACGCGAGAUAGAAACUGGUCAGCGCGUGGCGAUAUAAUAGAGUCGAUGAAAUGGUUUGAUUUUGAAGGAGAUGAAAAGAAUUUUCGAAAAAUAUGCUGUUUUUCCAAAAAAAUUUUAUAUUUUUGGCCAUAAAAUUGGAUUAUAAAGUGGACAUGGGAGUUUGGCUGAUAACUUUAUGUCUUUACAGAAUUUUUAGACUUUUUUUGAUGCGUCAAAAUGGAAUACUUGGUUUUAAAUUCUUGAUAUUCGAAAGUUUUGUAAUUUUUUGGGCGUAACAUGGAAUACUAAGGUGAAGAAAGCUGUUUGGCUCAUACCCUGAGGCCUUGACGGCACAAUAGAGCCGUUAAUUUUGUUUGGAGAGCUCGGGAAGGCAAAGAUUUCUUCCAAAAUUUUAAGAAUUUCCUCGGCUUUAUGGAAAUUGGACACAGUGAAGUUGGAGAGGUUUCUUUUUCUGCAAUGAUAUUUUACGAAAUGUCACUAUUUAAUUUUUUGCAGUAAAAAAAAUCUGUCUAAUUUCACUCCUUCCAAUUUCCCUCUGUCUAAUUUCCAUGAAGCCGAGGAAAUUUUCAAAGUUUUGGAGGAAAUCUUUGCUUUCCGAGCUCUCCAAACAAAAUUAACGGCUCUAUUGUGUCGUCAAGGCCUCAAGGCAAGAGCCAAACAGCUUUCUUCACCUUAGUAUUCCAUUUUACGGCUAAAAAAUUACAAAACUUUCCAAUAUCAAAAAUUUAAAACCAAGUAUUCUGUUUUCACGCGUCAAAAACAGUCUAACAAUUCUGUAAAGACACAAAGUUAUCAGCCAAACUCCCAUGUCCACUUUAUAAUGCCAUUUUACGACCAAAAAUUUAAAAAUUUUUUGAAAAAAUCGCAAAUUUUAAUUCUAUUUUCGCGUAUCAAAAAUAGUCUCGCAAGAUUUUCCCCGAAAUUUUAAAAGUUUUCCUCACCUUUUGCCUAUUUUUCGACGUUAUUGACGCCUCUUUGGAAGCUAUCCAAAACGCCCCACCAAUGUUUCCCCCAUGCCUCCUCCCCCCACUCACCAAAAGGCCCAUCCGCUCGCGCCUGCGGCCCGCUCUCUCGACGACGGAAUAAUUGGAAUCAUUGAGGGAAAAUCCGCGGCCAAAAGUCCCGCAAAAAAGCGACACGGGAAGGGGGGAGGAAAGAGAGCAGAAGGCGAAAAGAGCGCGUCUUUUCAUCGCUGGCCAGGUCCCCCCUCCUCACUCACUUAGCCCUCACAAAGCCCCUCCCGAAUUUUCUCCGCAAAAAAAUUCGCUCAUUUUUUUGCAUGGCCAAGUCCCAAUCGCUCCUCGCUUUUUUCGACGAAAUUGGCCCAGAAAUGAAAGAAAAUUUUGGCUUCAGGCCCUCUUGAACGAAAUUUUGUUGUUGUUGAGGACGUAAGAAGGGCGUUUAUGGGAAAUAUUUGCGGGAGAAUGGAGUUGGGAUCGAGUUUUGGACAAAUUUUGGGCGUUUUUGAGGAAAAUUGACGGAUUUUUGGGGAGAAUUGACAAAAAUAUGGGGUUUUUGAGGAUUUUGAAGAUUUUAGGAAGCAAUGUGAAAAUUGCCGUGAGGAUAAUUGAAGGGAACUCGUAUUUUAGGGAGAUUUUGGGAUUUUUGCCCGGGUUUAGUGGGAAUUUUGAUAAAAGAUGUCUGCAAAUGGAGUGAAGCAUGGGAAAGAAAGCAGGAAAUAUAAGUUUUAUGAUACUGGUGACCUAAGGGAAGUAACACAGAAUUUUUGAGAAAAAAAUGUUUUUUUGACAAGGAAAGUACUUUUAUGGGGGCUCCUACUUUUUGACGGGACAUAUCUCAAAAAAUCAGAAAAAAUGUGCUGAUCAAGGAUAUAUAAAUCUUAGCUGCCCAUUUUAGGUUUUUAGGGGUGAAAAUGCCCAAAAACUGGCUUAAUUUCCCUACAAAAGGCGCAGGCAUUCGAAACGAUAAAAAGCGCAGUCGGUCUCUUCCUUCGGAAGAGAGCGGUGUGGCCGAGUGGUUAGUGCCGUAGUCUGGGAGUCAAGAGAGGGAACGCCACACGGGUUCGAUUUCCCUUUUGGGCUGAAUCAACUUUUUUUGAAGAUGAAGGUCGGAAAAAUAAAUUUUUGUGCCAAGACUGAUUUAUUACGUCUUAGAAACUCAAUAAACAUCAUUUUAAGCCAAAAUAAAAAUUGUAAACCUGUGAAAAAUUAAGCGAAAAGGGAUUCAUAUAGGACUUUAAGUCAACUUCCGAUUGAGUUUUCACCCCUAAAAACCUAAAAUGGGCAGCUAGGAUUUAUAUAUCCUUGAUCAGCACAUUUUUUCUGAUUUUUUGAGAUAUGUCCCGUCAAAAAGUAGGAGCCCCCAUAAAAGUACUUUCCUUGUGAAAUUCGAAAAUUUUUGUUUUUUCAAAAAGUUUUUUUUAUUUUUCGGUGUUUUAUGAUCUUUCGGGAAUAAAUUUGCUAACUGAAAUCUUUUCUUGACUAUUUGACCAUUAUUAGCAUUAUUAUUUAGUUUCACUGAGCUUUUGAAUCCACUUGAAACAAGAUUUUAUCAUAUUUUAGGUAAUAAUCCGGAAUUGUCCCCCCAAAUAGGGUAAUUACUCUCUGAAAUGUAUUACUUAUUUUGUCUAAUCUGAUGCUAUAUAAUCUGCAAGUUAUUUGGAGCCCUAAUCUUGGAGUUUUUUUAGUUUUUCUAGGAAAAUUUGAGUUUUUUUCCAAUUUCUUUGAAGGAAAUUGAAAAUUAUCUUUUUUUCUUGUUUUUGGACGUUUAUAGGUAGAAAAACAACGUGAUUCGUUGAGUCACGGAUCAAUAAACAUGUAUAAAUUUGAUUUUCCUUUCGUUUCUCUCGAAUUUCAGCUGAUUUUUGGCAAAAUUUGAGGGAAACUGAGGUUUCUUGGGGUUUUUCUUGCUUUUGAGAGGAUUUUUGGAUAAAAUACGAGGGUUCUCAAUGCUGCUUUGUGGUGAAAUUUUGUGAAAUUCGUAGGGAAAGUCUUUUUUGGCAUUUUGUUUCAAGGAUUUGGACGAUUUUAUUAUUUUUUUGGCGUUUUGUGCCUUUUUGACCUAAAUUAAUGUUUUUUCGAUGUUUUUAUAAAUAUCCUCGAACAUUUACUGAUAAUUGAAUGGUUCUUGAUGCCCAUUCUCCGAAACACAUCGCAUGUCAAAAGUCACUGCCGUAAUUGUACUUUAUUUUGCCAUAGUAACCGGUUUCCAUAUUGUUUUAGGUAUGAAUUGAUGAAAUUUGGCGAAAAACUUGUGUUUAGCGUAAAAUACGAUGAUUGAAAUGACGUCAUAUAGCUAGAAACUUCACCGGUAGACAAUAUAAACAUGUUUUCGCUGCGUUUUCGAAGAAUUUUGCGCCCGAAAUCCCCGUUUUUAACAUGAUUUACAACGUCAGACGUUGGCCUCCGCGGGAAAUGCAUUAAUUUUGAGGUCCACAGCUUGUUUACAGCUCUGUGAUUGUAUUGGAUAUUAAAAUGGGUGUUGGUGAACAAGAAAACUUGCCAAAAACAUGAAUUUUGUCUAGUGUAAUAUAAUUAAUUUGAGGGUAUUGAGAAUUUUUUUGUCGAAAUGGCACUGUAGUACUGUAAGAUGAAUUAAAGUUGAUUAUAUACCAGCUUUUACGGCCUUAUAGCGGUUGUAAACAUCAGUUUUGGCCAGAAAACAGUCAGUUAUGGCUGCGGAGAAAUAAUAAUGGUCUUGCGGUUCAUAAAUCCUACUAGAAAAACCAUUGUUGGACAUGCCGGACGUCUUGACGUUCCUUUCUUUCCACUUGUUUUCUUCUGAGGUUCACACUUGAACGAUAAUUAUGAAUAAUGUCAUGGAUAAUAUAUUUUUUUGGUGAAAACUUGGGAAAGGAUCAUUGAAAAGUAUUGGUGAAGGGAGAAUAAGCUUGAAUAUGAUGUUUGGAAGUGGGUUCGGGGUUUGAUUUGAUGUGUGUUGGCGGAAAGUAGCAGAAAUUCCUCAUGGACAAUAUAAUUUUUGGUGAAACGGAUUAAUUCUUGAUGUGGAAACAAUGGGUUUGAUCGGGAAAUGGACGAGAAUAAGCUUGUAAUGCUGUUUAAUCUUUGAAUUUGGUGAUUUUUUAUAGAAAAUAGCUGAAAUUUGGCAAGUGUAAUAUAACUUUUGAUAAAAAGAUUGUUUUUUCGACAUGAAAGUUAUUCUUUUUUGUCGCGAGAGGCUUUAAAACAGUUUUAGAAUUACUUUUAUGGGUGUAAUUUUUUGAUUUUCUAUCGAAAAUAGCCAAAAAUUGUCAAGUGUAAUAUACAGUGACUGAUCCAGUGGCAAAAAACGUAUCAUUUUGCAUCCGGGAAGUAUCAAAAAAUGUAGUAAAAUGCCUCCCACUCCAACUAAAAAACUCCGUUUUGAAGGAAGCGCUUUUUAAAUCGGAGUUUUUUAGUUUGAUAGGGAGGAAUUUUGCCACAUUUUUGACACUUCCCGGAUGCAACAUGAUACGUUUUUUGCCACUGAGUCAGGUCCACCACUGUAUAUUAAUUUCAGUUGACAAUUUUUGGCUAUUUUCUAUAGAAAAUUAAAAGAAUAUAUCCACAAAAGUAGUUUUAAUACUGUUUUAAAGCCUCUCCCGACAAAAAGAAUAAUUUUCGUGUCGAAAAAGAAUCUUUUUUUAUCAAAAGUUAUACUACACUUGAAAAAUUUCAGCUAUUUUCUUUAAAAAAUCGCCCUACUCAAAGAUUAAAUAGCUUUGCAAGCUUAUUCUCGUCCAUUUCCUGAUCAAACCCAUUGUUUCUACAUCAAGAAUUAAUCCUUUUCACCAAAAAUUAUAUUAUCCAUGAGGAAUUUCUGGUAUUUUCCGCCAACACACAUCAAAUCAAACCCCGAACACAUUUUCGAUCGAAAACUGUAUUAUUAUGCCGUAAAACACGUGGAAGUGACUUGCUCUUCUUUUUCGCGGCCAUAUUUGUUGUUUUCAGAACGUCUACACGCAGCAGACCUACUUGGCCUACCAACAACAGCCUCCGCAGGCCUUCCCCGCCCCUCAACCCGACCCCGAACUGGUCCCCACGAACAUGGCCGCCGCCUCGAUGGUCGCCAACCCCGUGCCGCACGCCCGACCCACCUACUCGGACAUGGUGAAGCGGGGCGCCCCACCCUCCCAACACGUCCAAGUCCAUAUCACCCGAAAAGAGCCCAAAGAUCAGGUAGAGUCGCCUCACCGCGUUGAAUGUGAUUCGAGUUUUAGGCCAAGACAGCGACCACACUGCAGAAUGAUCGCAGCAAAGGCAAAAUUCCGCAAAGAAGGUAGGAGAAUUGAAGGGUUUUUGAUGUUAUACUUGAUGGGUCUAGUGUAAUAUAAAAAACGGUGAAUAUGUCGGUGAAAAUUUGAGAGUUUUGAUUGAUUUUUGGAGGGGAACAAGUUUAGAAGGUACUUUUUGAAUUUACAUUCGCAAAAUUUGCAUACUCUCUAAAGUGACAUUUUAUACGAUGAAACAUGUUUUGGUGAAAAUAGAAGGAAAUUAGAAUUUAGAAUGGAUGAAUAAGGUAGAAGAGAGUGUAGUACAGUGGAAUGAGUAUUAAUAAGUCAGAAAUUGGUCAGAUUGCGAUGACUUUUUUGUAAUUUUGUAUUGUUUUAGCCAAAAUGGCGAUCGUUCAAUCCCCGGAAGAGGCUCGGCCAAUGGAGAUAGUGAGGUAAGUACAUGUCCUUAUAGUUAUGAAGCUCUAAGAAGUGUUUUGAGAUUCUGAAAUUUGAUUUUUACCGAUUUUUUUGAGAUUUUUCAAAAAAUUUUCCGAUUUUUUUAAUUUUUUCAAUUUUUUUCAGCGCCGCAGAGUCCCCGGCUCGUCGGAAUCUCAACAGAACUCAACCAGACCAUCGGCAUCCGCUCAGCACUCCGUACGGAGUCAAAGAAACGGACCUCAGCCCUCAACGGCCCCCACAAAUCCCCAAACUUUUGAUGGAAAUUAUCACUCCCCCAACGGCCAAAAAUCCUUCAACCCAAACCGAAGUUAUGCCGCUCCCUCGGCACAGCCAGCACAGUAUAAUUGGCCAAGGACCGCGUCCCGAACCUCCACACAGCCAACAAGUGUAAGAUUUUUUCGAUUUUUGCCUAGUGUAAUAUAAUUUUUAAAAAAAAAUUUUGGAUUUGAGUUUUAAUUUGACGAUUUGGGGUUUCAGUCUCGAAGCGUACCUCCGAACAGCACCGAAACGCUCCACUUUGACCUCACCCAAACCCAAAACUGCCCCCAACAACAGCAACAUUUCAAUCGGCCCGCUCCCUCCCACCAGAUCCCAUUCCCACAGGCCUUCAACGUCCCUCCGCCCAAUCAGCAACGCCUCAUUCUGAACCAACCUCCACCCGGAUGCGCCAUGUCGGCAGGUGAGCCCGCAAUUUUAGGGAGAGAAUGGGUUUUUGGACUUGGCGAGCUGCGCCCUGGGAUAGGUGGAAAUUUGGGGGAUUUAGAUGUGAAAAUAAGAUGAGUUGGGUGUAAAAGCUAAUGACACGUCUGUCAAAUCAUUUUUAGAUUUUUUUGGGCUAUACAGGGUGUUCAGAGAAUUAUGGAAAAAACUAAUCAUUAAUAACUUUGCGCUCGGUGGUCCAAUCCGAAAAUUUUUUUUUGCAUUUUACAGAAAAACCUUGGAGUUUUUAGAAUCUAAAAAUUUUUUUUUUCUUUUAUCGGCGGAGACUUCCGUAAUCCGCGUUGAAUUCGGCGGAGUGUUUUUUCACAAAACACGGCUGUAAAUCGUUGUAUGUGUAAAGAAAAUGGGCGGAAAAGGAUUUAGAAGAUACAAUGUGACAUUUCUUUCAAAUUUCUGUGCUUCGGCGGAGACAUUUUUAACCUCGGCGGACGAUUUUUCUGCGACCCCGGAUAGUCAAAAUUGGCGAAAACCAAAGAGUAUGGUAUCCCUGGUGGCAUGGAGCUUAAAAACGAUUUAAUACGUCUUCAGCCGGCUGGCAGAUGAAAAAAAGGUAAUUCGGCGGAGAAAUCGGCGGAGAAAAAAAUUAACCCAUUUAAGAAAUUAUGAUGAGAAAACUAAAGUUGUAGGUUUAUACGGCCUUGAUCAACCAAAAAUAUGAUUCUUCUUAUUGGCGGAUGCUCGGCGGAUGAAUUUGCAUAAGUUUUUAAAUACGUUCAUCUUUUUUUCGCCUAUCUCUCCGCCGAAUUGCCGUUUUUUCAUCUGCCAGCCGGCUGAAGACGUAAUAAGUCGUUUUUAGGCGCCAUGCCACUUGGGAUACCAUACGCUUUGGUUUUAGCCAAUUUUGACUAUCCGAAGUUGAAGAAAAAUCGUCCGCCGAGGUUAAAAAAUGUCUCCGCCGAAGCGCAGAAAUUUUAAAGAAAUGUCACAUUGUAUCUUCUGAAUCCUUUUCCGCCCAUUUUCUUUACACAUACAACGAUUUACAGUCCUAUUUUGUGAAAAAAACACUCCGCCGAAUGCAACGCGGAUUACGGAAGUCUCCGCCGAUAAAAGAAAAAAUUUUUUUUAGAUUCUAAAAACUCCAUAGUUUUUCUGUAAAAUGCAAAAAAAAAUUUCGGAUUGGACCACCGAGCGCAAAGUUAUUAAUGAUUAGUUUUUUCCAUAAUUCUCUGAACACCCUGUAUAAGAGGUUUGACUCUGGCGACCUGCGCCCUAGGAUAGGUGUAAAUUUGAGAAUUUUACCUUAUUUUUGUCACAAUUGAUGACUAAAAAUGCUGGCUAUGCAAUUAUAGACGUGAUUUUAUUUAUUUAUUUUUUUUAUUUUUUGGAGUUGCAAUUUUGGCAGGCUGCGCCCAGGGGAAUUUCGAAUUUUCCGGAUUUUUUUAAACUUUAGCGGUUGAAAUUGCAGAUUAUAGUAGAACGGAGUAAAAUUAAUUAUUUUUGACUUUAUUUUUUUACUUGCAGGUCCCCCAGGCGCCAUCCCCCACCAAAUGCCCUUCAUCAACACCCAAAUGGGCCUUUUCCGGCCCCCCUUCCCACCCGCCAUGCCCUAUCAGGUCCCACUGCCCGGCAAUCAGUUCUUCCCGCCCAACACGAGACCCCUCAGCCCGCAGAACGACUACUUCCGCGGCACUUGGCUGGAUCAGGACCAUCUUCCGCAUGAUCAACUGAUCGCCGAAUUGACUUUGUUACAUGCCGCGCAUGCUCAUAACAACACUGUCAUGAUGAAUAAGAGCUGGGUAAGGAAGUUGGAAGCAGUUGGGGAUGAGUUGGAGGCUUUUGGAGGGAGUUGAGCGAUUUUUUUGCAAAUUUUGUCUAGUGUAAUAUAAAUUUUUUGUUGAUUUGGUUUGGUAAGUGAGUAAAAUGCAGCGGAUUUGGUGUGAAGUUUGAGAUAGAGGUGUUUAAAAAUAGUUUGAGUUGUUUUUAGAUAUUUUUGAUUUUUUUUUUUUUUUUUGAAAAAAUAAUAAAUUUUGCGAAUUUUUUUUUUCGAUUUUGAGGAAUUUAUGUAAUAAAAAGAUGGUAUGAAGCAUAUUAAGGAUUUAUAAAUUGGUUAAAAUACGUUGGGGUGUUGUUUUUUCCGAAAAAAUCGAAGAAUUUUGACAAAUUUUACCUUGUUUUCGGUAAAAUUUGACCAUUUUUCCUAAAAAUACCCAAAUUUUUUCAGAAGAACCCCCCGAACACACAUGGCCAUGUAAAUUCGUUGUUGUCGACAACAAUGCGCCUAGUAAACGCCAACCAACCCACCGGAUUCUCACUGCACAUGGUCGGCGCGGUGCCCGGAGCUCAAACCCAAUGGCGUGGAGGCCCGUCUAAGCCUCGAGGCAAUGGAAAUAGGGUAAGGGUUUGCAAAUUUGAUGGUGAAAAAGCUUGGGAGGAUUAUUCGGAAGGUUAGAUGGAAGUUUGGAACGAUUUGGGAGAGUUCCCCUGAUCUUCAGGGUUUUCGUGGUGGGACCAAAAUCGGGUUAGAUUUGUUUGAUUUUUUGGCGGUUUUGGGGCCUAAUGGUACUGUUUGAUACAUCGGGAAGGUGGUUUGAAAAUUUCGGGCGAUUUGGGAGAGUUCCCCUGAUCUUCAGGGUUUUCGUGGUGGGACCAAAAUUGGUGAUAAAUUUUUUUGAAUUUUGGCAAUUUUUUAUAUCUAAUGGUACUGUUUGGUACACUGAAAAGGUGAUUUAAAAAUUUCUGGCGAUUUGGGAGACUUUCCCUGAUUUUCAGGGUUUUCGUGGUGGGACCAAAAUUGGUGAUAAAUUUUUUUGUUUUUUUUUGCGAUUUUAGGAUCUAUGGUACUUGUCUGGUACAUUGGGAAGGUGAUUUGAAAAUUUCGGGCGAUUUGGGAGGCUUCCCCUGAUUUUCAGGGCUUUCGUGGUGGGACUCAAAGUUAUGCCGAAAGUUGACGGUUUUAACAGUAUUUGAAAAAAUCGACCUCUAGAAGCUCCAAGAAUGAUAUUUUUUCGUUUUUAGAUGCUUGAAAAUUUUCGUGGAAGGACAAAACAUUUUGGCGGGAAAAUUGAAAUUUGAAUUUUUUUGCAAAAUUUGAAUACGAAGUUGUGAAUUUAGCUCUAAUUCGCCGUUUCAGGACGUCCGUCGCACCCCCUCGAGCCGCACCCGACAAUCCGACCAGGAAUCGGCCAAACCGACCACUUCCACACCGGCCGAAACAGCCGAAGCCCCCGAAACCGAGAAAAGACCCGCCGAAAACCCGGAGCCGGAAGAGGAUUCCAAAUCGGAAGAGCCCAACGACCCCGAACACAAGGAUCAGCAGCCCGAAGAAGCGGCCGAACCCACAAAAACGGCCGAAACUCCGAAGUCGCCGGAAAAGGAAAAGGCCGCCGAAAUCGAAAAGGAACCCACAAUUGAGACCACCGCGGAGUAG
Bursaphelenchus xylophilus (pine wood nematode) is the source of this 12641-nucleotide messenger RNA. The record is from the annotation of a GenBank genome assembly. Lineage: Eukaryota; Metazoa; Nematoda; Chromadorea; Rhabditida; Aphelenchoididae.